AUCAUGGAGGUGCUCAUUCUUCUUUCUCUAUUAUCUAUCUUCAUUAUAUUCAUUGUCCACAAACACAAAACAUACAGCACAAGAGCAAAUCUUCCACCUGGUCCACCAGGCCUUCCUCUCAUCGGCAAUCUACACCAGCUUGAUAGCUCAUCCCCACAUCGCUGUUUAUGGACGCUCUCCAAACGCUACGGACCUCUCAUGUCGUUGUGCCUCGGCUCCAUCCCAACACUGGUAAUUUCCUCAGAAAAAAUGGCCAAAGAAGUGUUUAAAACUCAUGACCUCAAAUUUGCAAGCAGACCACCUUUCCUUGGCCUAAGGAAAUUCUCUUACAACGGGUUGGACAUAGGUUUCACUCCAUAUGGUCCUUAUUGGAGAGAAAUAAGGAAGCUUUGUGUCCUUCACCUCUUCAGCUCUAAACGUGUCCAAUCCUUUCGACCUAUGAGAGAAAAUGAAGUUGCUCAAAUGAUUGAUGAAGUUUCAAAGUAUGAUCAUGCUUCAGGCCAAGUAGUGAACUUGACUGAAACAAUGAUGUGCAUUGGGCUCGCCCAGUCCACUUUCACAAACUCCCUAAUAUGCAUUAUAGCUUUUGGUAAAAAGUAUGGCCAUGAUAACUAUGAGGAAAAAGUUGUUGGUCUAGGAAGUGGCCAAAGGAAUAGUAGAUUGCACACACUGCUCAAUGAGACUGAAGCUUUGUUUACAGAGUUUUAUUUUUCAGAUUAUUUUCCAUUGAUAGGGUGGGUUGAUAGACUGAGAGGAACUUUGUCGAAGCUAGACAAGGCUUUCAAAGAGUUAGAUGGGAUUUACGAGCAAAUCAUCCAUGACCAUAUGGAUCCAACAAGGCCAAAAGCAAGUGACAAAGAAGUAGCAGACAUCAUUGAUAUUCUACUGGAGAUAACGAACAAUAAUCACUCGUUCUCUUUUGAUCUCACAAUCGAUCACAUCAAAGCUGUGCUUAUGAACAUCUUUAUUGCAGGAACAGACACUAGUUCAGCUAUAGUAGUUUGGGCCAUGAUGGCACUCUUGAAGAAUCCUAGAGUGAUGAACAAGGUGCAAGGGGAAAUUGGAGACUUAUUUGGGGACAAAAGUUUUGUAAGUGAAAAUGAUAUUGAAAGACUUCCUUACUUCAAAGCAGUGGUGAAGGAGACAACCAGAUUAUUCCCACCUCUGCCAUUACUUCUGCCAAGGGAAACAAGGGAAAGGUGCAACAUAGAUGGAUAUGAGAUUCCACCAAGAACUCUAGUGCAUGUUAAUGCGUGGGCUAUAGCAAGGGACCCUGAAAGAUGGGAAGACCCUGAAGAAUUUUACCCUGAAAGGUUCAUUGGGAGUACGAUAGACUACAAGGGGGGAGAUUUUGAGCUGAUUCCAUUUGGAGCCGGAAGGAGAAUGUGUCCUGCGAUGAACAUGGGAGUAGCCGCGGUUGAGCUUUCACUAGUAAAUCUUCUCCACUCAUUUGAUUGGGAACUCCCACCUGGAAUUGACAAGGAAGAAAUGUUGGGCACCCAAGAGAAACCUGGAUUAGUGAUGCACAAGAAAAUUGAUCUUUGCCUUGUUGCCAAGAAACGAAUAAUAUAG
Molecule: messenger RNA, 1572 nt
Organism: Lotus japonicus
Lineage: Eukaryota; Viridiplantae; Streptophyta; Magnoliopsida; Fabales; Fabaceae
Product: cytochrome P450 83B1-like
Exons: 4
Coding region: 4-1572 (522 amino acids)
Molecular function (GO): heme binding; iron ion binding; oxidoreductase activity, acting on paired donors, with incorporation or reduction of molecular oxygen
Source: RefSeq, a predicted model, not a curated record